Closterium sp. Naga37s-1 is the source of this 1242-nucleotide messenger RNA. Lineage: Eukaryota; Viridiplantae; Streptophyta; Zygnematophyceae; Desmidiales; Closteriaceae. The record is from the annotation of a GenBank genome assembly.
AUGCCUUUGGCUGGGGAACAACGGGGUGCGGGGAAGCGCGGCAAGCGGGGGGAGAAGUUUGAGCGCGUCGGGUGGUCCGCUGCGAUGGCGCAGUCCUCGCCCCUUCCGCACUCUCUUCCCGCCGAUGCCUCCGCGAACUCCGCGCUCGCAGGUCGCGUAAAUCCCGCGCAUUUCGCAAACAGCUCGCGCGGCGCGCUCGUCACUUCAGCCGCCGAGUUUCCCUCGAUUACUGACGAAGCUUCGGAAACUCUUCGCUCCUCCGGGUUGGAAACCAACAAGAAGUUUUCCUCGCUAUUGUCACACUCCGGUAUUAGCAGCGACAUGCGCGCGUGCUCCUCGGGAGCAGUCGCCGCCACUCUCGCGUCGUCAUCGUGUGUCGUCGCGUCGCCAGCGAGUUUCGAGACGUCCCGAACCACGUCUGCUGCCGCAUCGCCUGGCGCGGGUCCCGCGGGGGCGGCGGCGUGCAGGGAGGCCGUGGCGAGUGAGCUUCUGCGAAGGUUCCGGUGGGCGGACAGGGAGGUGGUGGAAGGGGUGAUGGCGGCGGUGGGGGGGGAACGAGCAGCCGCGGAAGCAAUACUGGCGGAUAUGGGGGGAGAGGGGGCGAUGGGGGGAAUGGGUGAAAGCGUAGCGGGAGAGGGUGUGGUGGACGAAGCGGAUAUGAGGCUUGGAGAGAUGGAGGAGGAGGAAGGCGGGAAGCAGAGGGAGGCUGAUGGCCAUGAUGUCGUGGAUGGUGACUGUGAUGACGUGGAUGUGUUCCGGACGUUCAGAGUAGAGGCUUUAGCAGCAUCAAGAGCACACGCACGGCUCGCAGGACAAGCUGCCCGGGCAUACGACAGGGGCGACCACGCAGCUGCCCGGAAACUUUCCCACACGUCAAGAGAGGAGAAGGAGCGGGCAGAGAGGCUCCACACGGAAGCUGCCGGGAAGAUUCUGGCGCACAGGAACUGGGGGCGGUCCUUAUGGGAGCUGGAUCUGCAUGGGCUUCUACCGGGGGAGGCUGUAUCUGCGCUGGAGGGGAGGUUGAAGCAGCUGGAGGGGCAAGGGGGUGUGAGUGUGCAGGAGAACGCUGCAGCAAGGGAGGCGUCUGUAGAAGAGCAGGCAGGGAGGAGCAGCAUUGGUGCAGCAAGGGAGGUGACUGCAGAAGAGCGAGUGUGGGGGAGCAGUGGUGUGGUUCUCCCGGCGAAGGUGUUGUCCUCAGCUCGGCCUGAGCUGAUGGUCAUUACUGGUGAGUGCCCACAAUAG